Cucumis melo (muskmelon) is the source of this 796-nucleotide messenger RNA. Its product is annotated as sm-like protein LSM3B. Bases 192 to 485 code for a protein of 97 amino acids. Gene Ontology annotation, molecular function: RNA binding. Gene Ontology annotation, biological process: mRNA splicing, via spliceosome; P-body assembly. Gene Ontology annotation, cellular component: U6 snRNP; catalytic step 2 spliceosome; P-body. The record is from RefSeq and is a predicted model, not a curated record. NCBI's taxonomy places the organism in Eukaryota, Viridiplantae, Streptophyta, Magnoliopsida, Cucurbitales, Cucurbitaceae. The transcript has 3 exons.
UAAAACCUAUUUUUGUCGAGAGAAAAGAAAAAAGGAAAAAGAAUAGGAACUAAAAACAAACGUGGAUCGGGUCGGGUCGGGUCAAUAAAGAGAAUUAGGGGAUCGGCGUUGGCAUUUGGUUUUGGGGAUCGGAAACUCAUAAACCCCAACUCCUCAGUUUGCGAUUUCAGAGCUUUCCAACACAACCAAAAAUGGCGACCGAAGAAGAAAGCACUGUUAAGGAGCCUUUGGAUCUCAUAAGGUUGAGUCUUGACGAGCGUAUUUACGUCAAGCUUCGCUCUGACCGCGAACUCCGCGGCAAACUCCAUGCUUAUGAUCAGCAUCUUAAUAUGAUUCUAGGUGAUGUCGAAGAAAGUGUUACUACAGUAGAAAUCGAUGAUGAGACAUAUGAAGAAAUUGUUCGGACAUCCAGGCGAACGGUUCCGUUUCUCUUCGUUAGAGGAGAUGGGGUCAUAUUGGUUUCACCUCCACUGAGGACUGUGUAACUAAGCCAUCAGUCAUUUGCGUGCAUCUUUAAAGGGAACUUCUUAUUCGCCUUCUCUACCAAACUGACUGGAGUUGGAAUACUAUCAAGUACUCGACCCCAUUCAUAGACUAGGCUUAUCAUUUACUUGUUAUGCACAUGUUCUAUUACAUAAACUAGUUAGUUGUUUUGAUAUAUUUGAGUGGUAACUAUAGUUUUCUGACACUUCAAUUGACUGCACAAGUUUAGGGCCUUUCGAUUUUGAAUGCAAGGCCAAGUAAACAAAACUUGUAAUUGUGCAUCUAUAAGCUAAGCCUUGCUUGGUUUCUUAUC